CUGUGUCACAUUCGUCAGCCAUGUUUUUCUUUGGAAUGUGUUGAAAUGGUGGUAGUGAUAAAAUUAAAUUAAUACCGUGAACUUACUUGAAAUACUGGAACCUGUGAGUGUAGUUUCAAUGUGUUAUUUGUUUGAGUGAGUUGAUAUCACUGCUGUGAAAAUGAAUUGGGGCACGGAGCUUUGGGAUCAAUAUGAUAACUUGUCCGCCCACACACAGAAAGGAAUUGAAUUUCUAGACAAAUACGGAAACUUCGUAAAGGAGAGAUGCGCGAUCGAAUUAGAAUACGCAGGAAAACUUAGGAGGCUCGUCAAAAAUUAUCAACCAAAAAGGAAAGAAGAAGACGAAUACCAGUACACAUCAUGUAAAGCGUUUAGACAAUUGUUACAAGAGCUGGGCGACUUCGCGGGUCAGCGCGAGGUAGUCGCUGAGAACCUACAGUCCAAUGUUGUCCGGGAACUGCAUUUGCUGGCCAAGGAACUCAGAGAAGAACGGAAGCAACAUUUAAACGAAGGAGCGAAACAGAUGGCCGUCCUGAACUCUGCCAUAGGUUCUUUAGACCGAGCGAGGAGAGCGUACGAGCGCGCAGCGAGAGAAUCCGAACGGGCGCUGGAAGCGUUCCAAAGGGCAGAUGCAGAUCUCAAUUUGAGUCGGGCUGAAGUCGAGAAACAAAAAGCAAAUAUGAAACUCAGAAGUCAAGCCUGUGAAGAUGCCAAGCACGAGUAUGCUGACCAGCUCCGCAAGACUAAUGAGGCCCAGCGGCAACACUACGAGCAGCGGCUACCUCAUGUCUUCAAACAGUUACAGGACCUGGACGAGAAACGAAUCAAAAACAUAAAGAAUUUCAUGUUGAGUUCGGUCGAGGUCGAAAGAAAAGUGUUUCCUAUCAUAAAGCAGUGCUUAGAUGGAAUGGAACACGCCGCCAAUAGUAUUAAUGAAAAAGAGGACACACAACUAGUUAUAGACAGAUACAAGUCGGGCUUCGUGCCGCCCGAGGACUUCCCGUUCGAGGAGCAGCGCGCGGGCGCGGACACGACGGACGCGGCGGCGGCGCACAACCACCACGCGCAGCUCACCGUGCGGGGCACCGUCUCCGGCAACCGGAUAAAGAAGCGCGGGGGCCUGCUCUCCAUAUUCAGCUCCAACAAGAAGAUUGUCGAGGCGUGCAAUUCGUUCAAGAACAACAUGUCUACGGAUGGGAAGGAGGACUACUCAGACUUGCCACCGAAUCAGAAGAAAAAGAAACUGCAAGCAAAGGUUCACGAACUCAACAAACAGGUGGCCCAGGAACAAGCCGCCAUGGAGGGACUGAUGAAGAUGAAAGGAGUUUACGAAACGAAUCCCACGCUAGGAGAUCCAAUGACCGUGGAAGGGCAACUGAACGAGUGCUGCGACAAGCUGAAGAAGCUGCGCGCGCAGCUGCGCAAGUUCGAGGAGCUGCUGGCCGAGGCCAACAGCCAGGUCUGCGCCGCGCCGCUCAACCCCACCGCGAGGACCAACGGCGCCGCGCCCGCGCCCCAGCAUCCCACCAGUAUCGGUUCAAACAGCGGUUCCUUGUCGCGCUCCGCGUCCGAGUCGUCGGUGUCGACGGGCACGGGCGCCGGCGCGGGCGGCGGGUCGGUGUGCGGCGCGGGCGGCCGCGCGGCCGGCGGCUCGCCCGAGUCGGGGCUGGGCGGCGAGCUGGCCGCCGCGCACGCCGAGGCUAACGGCGACCACGACAACGACCACGAGUCCGACUUCGACUACUACUACGAACCGGACCUACAGCCGCUGGGAUACUGCAAGGCACUCUAUCCGUUUGAAGCAAACGGCACUGGGUCGACGAUGCGCAUGGAGUGCGGCGAGCGGCUGCUGGUGCUGGAGACGGACGCGGGCGACGGCUGGACGCGCGUGCGGCGCCAGCUCACGCGCGAGGAGGGCUUCGUGCCCACCACCUACAUCGCCACCACGCUCUACGCUGACGCGGCGCACUAGCACGCCGUCCACACCGGACGAGAUGUAACGUAAGGCGACACGGAAGGCCCAGAAGCGCGGCGGCGCGCACGACGCAGGUGGCGCCACAGUAGCGUAUCCACUUACAUUGUUUUCUGGCCUAUAAUAUAGUAAACAAGUAUUUUUGCUAUAAUUUAUCGUAAUGGAGAAUUUUAGCAUUAUUUUUGUAUCGUGUCCUUUCUAUUCCGAUUGUUGUUAUGGCGUUUGCCAUGUAUGAACAAAAAGAGGAAAUCAUAAUAACAUUCCAUGAUUUUAUUUAUUAUGUAUAGCGUUGUUUAUAUGACAUACAUAUUUUCAUGUGUGCCGUAUGGCAGUAAUAGUGUAAUGUUAAUGUUAAUGAUUGUGUAACUCAUCUAGCUCUUUAUUGUGCCAGCUUUUAUGAAUUAAGGUUCUUUCGUACUUAUUAUAAUGCCUAGUGGUUAUUUCUUGCUUUCAUGUGAUUCAGCCAUUAAGUAUAUGAAAUUAUAGCAAAAAUAGAUUAAUGAAUUAUGUUUAUGUGUAAAAUACGUAUUGUAUACUGAAUCUUUUAUCUCAUAGAGCCGUACAGUUUACGAUUAAGGAGUAACUGAUUAUUGUAUUGUGUAUUCAAUAUGUGACAAUGUAUUAUAAAGCUAAUGUAAUUCAAUUCUGCAUAGUUAUAAUGCUAGCUAAAUAUCGUAAUUUAGGCAAUGCUAUUUUCUGAAUAUUUGCUGUAUGCAAGGAGCUGAUAGUUUCAUGUAUUUAUAGUGAGAGGAGGAAUGAACGAGCGCAUUUGAUUUUUAUAUAUAAAAAUAUAAAAUUAUAUGAGAACAUUACAA
Messenger RNA from Cydia pomonella (codling moth), 2787 nucleotides. It is a transcript of the gene Cip4, whose product is annotated as formin-binding protein 1-like. The coding region runs from base 161 to 1972 and encodes 603 amino acids. Gene Ontology annotation, biological process: signal transduction. The record is from RefSeq and is a predicted model, not a curated record. Gene Ontology annotation, molecular function: protein binding. The transcript has 15 exons. Lineage: Eukaryota; Metazoa; Arthropoda; Insecta; Lepidoptera; Tortricidae.